This is a messenger RNA of Exophiala viscosa, 312 nucleotides long. RefSeq lists its product as uncharacterized. The transcript has 3 exons. NCBI's taxonomy places the organism in Eukaryota, Fungi, Ascomycota, Eurotiomycetes, Chaetothyriales, Herpotrichiellaceae. The record is from RefSeq and is a predicted model, not a curated record. The coding region runs from base 1 to 312 and encodes 103 amino acids.
AUGGCCACCAAGACUCACGCAACAUGGCAAGAUGAACUCGCAGCUGAAUGCCGCAAAUUGAGACUUCCAGCACCUAACUUCAACAUCGUCUCUGAUCGUCGUGGCGGACGUACAGCUUGGUCGGCCACAGUGACGAUCCAAGGACAGAACCUGGCGGCACGAUACUGGUACGAUGGUCAAUACAUCAACAAUGCCAAAGAAGAUGCUGCCGAGGUUGCUUGCACGAAACUCCGCAACCCUUCCAUCACUGCUUCCCGGUCCGACUCCUAUCGUACACCGGUGGGUCACUCUCAAGGUGGCUGGCACCGCUGA